This is a messenger RNA of Caenorhabditis sp. 36 PRJEB53466, 640 nucleotides long. Lineage: Eukaryota; Metazoa; Nematoda; Chromadorea; Rhabditida; Rhabditidae. The record is from the annotation of a GenBank genome assembly.
AUGCCCUGCAACACGGCUCAUGAUGCCUAUUUGCGGGCGCUGGUCAACAGCACCAUGUGCGACGAGGAUUUCCUGGAGGACCCAGUGGAUCAACAAGCGGGACCAUCGGCUCCGACAGCCGAGAAGCUUGAAAAUGAAGGUAUGUUGAAUUUUUUUUCAACUUUUCUCGGUUCCCAGUGAUCCGAGUGGGACCAAACUUGGAAAGUGAAUUUCUCGUUCAAUUUCGAUGUUUACAGGCGUGGAAACGAAGCCCGCAGAGCCGGACAAGCCGAAAUACGUCCGGCCGCCGUACAUCGUGGUCCCAGUGGUGGGACUCUUCAAAAAAAUGAAGGAAGCGCGCGACGCCACGGCCCGGGAACGAAAAAGGACGUUUCGAGAGAUGAUCACUCAGGGACCGGACCCGAAUGAUGAGCAGAACGACGAGGAAGACUUCGAGGAGCUGAUGGAACUCGUGGAACCGGAGUGGGAUCGACCGGGACCAAGUGAACGCGAAAAGAAGUUUAUUGAGACGAAGCGGGAGGCGAUCGUACGCGGUGUCAGGGAGUAUCUCGUUAACGAGCCGCCGAAGAAGAGGAGACUGAUCCAGCGGGACCACGCGGAACGAUUGAGGCGAGCACAACAAUCCGCUUGGUUUUUGUGA